AUGCUGUGGACGGUGGUUGGCAUACUGUGCGUGGCAGCGGCCGUGGCAACGACGGUCCCUCAGGAUGGCCAGCAGCCUUCCAAACCAAGAAUCUCCAGAUCAAGCAUAUGGAAACGAACUUCGAACAGGAGAGUUAACUGGGGUUGGAGGAGUUUCAGUGUCCAAAGAGAAAGAAGCCAGGGCUCUGGAAGUGAAGCAAAUCUCAGUUCAGACCUGGGAGAAGGAAAUUUUGCAUCUGGUGGAGGCGUUUUGCAUUCCAGGUUUGAUCAUGAUGUAAUAAUAAACUCUGGAACUGGUGAUGGGGAUACAGUAGCUUCUGGAUUUGAAACUGGAGAAGAAAGCUUAAGGGAUGUUCCUGAAAUAACAAUAAGUUCUGGACAUGGUCCUAGAGAAACAGAAGGUUCUGGAGAUAUUGCUGGAAUAAAAGAAAGUUCUGGAUUUGGCCCCGCAGUGGUAUUAAGCUCGGGAUUUGGUUCUGGAGUGGAAGCGAAUUUUGGAUCUGGAUCAGAGAGUGGAAGUUCCAGCAGAAUAAAUAGUUUUGGAAAUGCCAAUGGCGAAGGCUUUUUAUCUGCUGGUGAAAUAGCAGAAAGUUCCGGAUUUGCCUCAACAAAAGGAAGAACUACUGACUCUGUUGCUGCAGGAAGUGGCUUUGGAUCUGGUAAAGACGGUGGGUCAGGAAAUAGCUUUGGAACAGGUGGAACCGGUGAGUCAGUGACUGGCUUUGUCUCUAGCGGCGCCAGUGGGUCACGCAUUGGCUUUGAAUCUGGUGGAGCUGGUGGGUUAAGCAAUAGUGGCGCUGGUGAGUCAGGGACCAGUUUUGGAUUUGGUGGAGCCAUUGGAGUGGGGACUGGCUUUGAAUCUAGUGGAGUUAGUGUGUCAGGGACUGGCCUUGGAUCAGGUGGAACCGGUGGGUCAGAGAUUGCCCUUGGAUCUGGUGGAGCCGGUGGAUCAGGGACUACCUUUGCAUCCAUAGGAACUGGUGAGUCAGGGACUGGGUUUGGAUUUGUAGGAACUGGUGCUUCAGGGACUGACUUUGGAUCUGUAGGAACUGGUGGGACAGGGACUGGGUUUGUAUCUGUAGGAACUGGUGGAUCAGAGACUGGAUUUGGAUCUGGUGGAGCCGGUGGAUCAGGGACUACCUUUGCAUCCAUAGGAACUGGUGAGUCAGGGACUGGGUUUGGAUUUGUAGGAACUGGUGCUUCAGGGACUGGCUUUGGAUCUGUAGGAACUGGUGGGACAGGGACUGGAUUUGUAUCUGUAGGAACUGGUGGAUCAGAGACUGGAUUUGGAUCUGGUGGAGCCGGUACGUCAGGGACUGGCUUUGGAUUUGUAGUAACUGGUGGGUCAGGGACUGGGAGUGGGUCUGUAUCUAGUGGAGCCGGCACGUCAGGGACUGGCUUUGGAUCUGGUGCCACCGGUGGGUCAGGGACUGCCUUUGUCUCUAGCAGUGCCAGUGGCUCAGGGACUGACUUUGGACCUAAUGAAAUUGGUGGGUCAGGGACUGGGUUUGAAUCUGGUGGAGCCGGUGGGUUUGGGACUGGUUUUACUUUCAGUACCGGUGGACCAGAAGUUAGUCUUGGGGUUGUUAGCACCGAAGGAUUGGGAGGUGGUCUAGCUACAGGUGGCGCCAAUGGACUGAGAAAUAUCAUAUCUGUUGGCAACACUGGUGAACAAGGGGGUGGUUUGAGUACAGGCACCAUUGAUAGACAGGGAUUCAGUUUCGGCACAAGCAUUGGUUCGGGAGGUGGCUUGGCCACCGGUGAUCUGGGACUCAGCUUGGGCAGCACUGGUGGAUUGGGAGGCGGCUUGGGCACAGGGGGCACCGGUGGACUGGGACUCAGCUUGGGCAGCACUGGUGGAUUGGGAGGCGGCUUGGGCACAGGGGGCACCGGGGGCACCGGUGGACUGGGACUCAGCUUAGGUAACACUGGUGGAUUGGGAGGCGCCUUGGCCACAGGGGCCACCGGUGGGCUGGGACUCAGCUUAGGUAACACUGGUGGAUUGGGAGGCGGCUUGGGCACAGGGGCCACAGGGGGCACCGGUGGACUGGGACUCAGCUUAGGUAACACUGGUGGAUUGGGAGGCGGCUUGGGCACAGGGGCCACAGGGGGCACCGGUGGACUGGGACUCAGCUUAGGUAACACUGGUGGAUUGGGAGGCGGCUUGGGCACAGGGGGCACCGGUGGACUGGGACUCAGCUCGGGCAGUAUUGGUGGCUUUGGAGGUGGCAUUGCCACAGGUGGGCCCGGAGGACUGGGAUUCAGCUUCGGCAGUACUGGUGGACUGGGAGGUGGCUUGUUUACAGGAGGACCAGUGGACUUUGUCAGCUUAGGUGGCACUGGUGGAUUGGGAGGUGGAUUGGUUACAAGUGGACCAGUGAACGUUUUCAGCUUAGGUGGCACUGGUGGAUUGGGAAGUGGCUUGUCCACAGGGGGUACAGGUGGACUGGGAUUCAGCUUGGGCAGUACUGGUGGACUGGGAGGUGGUUCGGUUACAGGAGGCACUGGUGGACUUGGAGGUAACUUAGCUGUAGGCACCGGUGGACUGGGAGGUGGAUUGGCCACAGGAGGCUUGGCUACAAGCGGCUUGACCACAGGUGGCACCGGUGGACUGGGAUUCAGCAUAGGCAACGCUGGUGGCUUUGGAGGUGGCUUGGGCACAGGUAGCCCCAGUGGACUGGGAUUCAGCAUAGGCAACACUGGUGGACUGGGAGGUGGCUUGGGCAUAGGUAGCCCCAGUGGACUGGGAUUCAGCAUAGGCAACGCUGGUGGACUGGGAGGUGGCUUGGGCACAGGUGGCACCGGUGGAUUGGGAUUCAGCAUAGGCAACACUGGUGGACUGGGAGGUGGCUUGGGCACAGGUAGCCCCAGUGGACUGGGAUUCAGCAUAGGCAACACUGGUGGACUGGGAGGUGGCUUGGGCACAGGUGGCACCGGUGGACUGGGACUCAGUUUAGGCAGCACUGGUGGACUGGGAGGUGGUUUGGGCACAGGUGGCACCGGUGGACUGGGACUCAGUUUAGGCAGCACUGGUGGCACCGGUGGUCUGGGACUCAGCUUGGGUGGCCCCUUUGGACUGGGAUUUAAUUUAGGUGGAUUAGGAGGAAGCCUGUUCUUUGGCAGAUCCGGUAAAUUAGAAGGUGGUUUCGACACAGACAGUGCCAGUGGACUGGAGGGUAACUUGGACACAGGCAGUACUGGAACAAUUCGAGAUGGUUUAGACACAGGUAGUACCAGAGGACAGGGAGGUGUGUUUACCUCCGUCACUGCCGAUGGCUUGGACACUGGCAGUGCCAUUGGAGUAGGUAGUGGAUUUAUCACAGGUGGUGCUGGUGAACUGGGUGGUGAGUUUGUCACAGGCGGAGCCGGUGGAUUCCACGGAAGUUUUGACUCGGGAAGUACCGGUGAACAGGGAGGUGGCUUUGAUAAAGGCAGUGACGGUGGACUGAGAGGUGGGUUUAUCACUGGUAAUGCUGGUGGACUGAGAGAUGGCUUGAGCACAGACACGGCCAAUGUAUUUGGUGAUACCUCGGCCACAGGUGGUGGUGGUAGACUUAAUGAGGGCUUCCCAAGUGGGGGUGACGGUGAUUUUGGUGGUUUUAUCAGUAGUAGUGGCGGUGGAUUUAGUGAUGGCUUGAUCAGUAGCAUUGGCGGUGGAUUCGGUGAUGGUUUGGACAGCAGUGGCGGUGGACUCGGUGAUGGCCUGGCCAGCAGCGGUGGCGGUGGAUUCGGUGAUGGCUUUAUCAGUAGCAGUGGCGGUGGAUUUGGUGAUGGCUUGAUCAGUAGCAUUGGCGGUGGAUUCGGUGAUGGUUUGGCCAGCAGCGGUGGCGGUGGAUUCGGUGAUGGCUUUAUCAGUAGCAGUGGCGGUGGAUUUGGUGAUGGGUUGGCCAGCAGCGGUAACAGUGGAUUUGGUGACGAUUCGGGCACUGGCGGUGGAUAUGGGGAUAGUUUUGACAGUGGAGGCGCCCAUGGAUUUGGUAGUGGGUUGAUCAGUGAGGGAGGCCGUGGCUCUAGUAAUAGCUUGAUCGAUGGGGGUCCUAAUGAAUCAGGAGGGUUAGUCACAGGCAGUGCUGCUAAAUCAAAAACUGACGUCAACGAGAAUGUAUUUGGAGAAGGAUUCAGUGUUACAAGAUUACCUGUUGAAAUAGUGGAUGGAAUUAGUAUAAGUCGUAAUCGUGGUCAUCGACAAGGUCGUCAUCGUGUUACUGAUGGUGGACGGAGAUCUUAUGGUGGUGACGGAAGGCAUUCCAUAUAUAAAUCCGUGAGUGGCCGGAAUCGUGGUGUUGAAAGAGGCCAUGGUAACAGGAGACCUGCUAUAUUCAAUUCAGCAAGAGGUAGAGGCCGUGAUGGACGAGAUGGAGAUAGGAGAUUUACUAUUUUCAAUGUAGAAAAUAGUGAAGGUCGUGGUGGUAGAGGUGGUGGAGGCAGAAGGCUUACCGUUUCCAGCGCAGAAUAUAACAGAGGUCAUAGCGGUAGUGAAGGUGAUGGAAAUAGAAAGGUUACCAUUAUCAAAGCUGAAAGGGGCCGAAGCCGCGCUCAUGAAGGUGAUGGAAAUAGAAAGGUUACCAUUAACAAAGCUGGAAGAGGCCGAAGCCGCGCUCAUGAAGAUGCCACUACGGUGACCGGCACUCGCUCUUCAUUCAACCUGCCCUCACGAAGCUAUAGUGGGGCUCGUACGCAGGGGUAUAGUAAGGCUGCAGGUUCCAGCAAUGAGCCGGGUGACGAGAAUUCCUCAGGUCCUGUGUCAUUAAAAGUCCUGCAACAAGUGACGGGAACCUCAGCAGGCGAUUUGGAAGUGUACCCUGUCACUGCUGAGGUGCAGUUUAACCUGACCUCCGAAGGUAGUGCGAGGUGAAACAGCACUACCACUCCUAGUUUAGUACUUCUUUCUUCUUCAUUUAUAUGCAUUUUUUAUAUCACAAUAUUAGUACAUAAUUAUGUUUUCUGUGUUAUGUGUCUAGGCCAAUGGGCCACAUCUAUUCUGUCCCGCCAGUGGUAUUGGCGGUUCUGAAAUGUUUUUUGUAUUUAAUUAUUUUGAUAAAAAAUAUAACUGAUGAA
Messenger RNA from Eriocheir sinensis (Chinese mitten crab), 5057 nucleotides. RefSeq names its product WAG22 antigen-like. Lineage: Eukaryota; Metazoa; Arthropoda; Malacostraca; Decapoda; Varunidae. The coding region runs from base 1 to 4854 and encodes 1617 amino acids. The record is from RefSeq and is a predicted model, not a curated record. The transcript has 5 exons.